AUGGCGGCGACUGACCGUUCCCGGUCCGAAGCUGCUAAACAGCGACGGCAGGAUCAGCUGCAGCGAUGGCUGGGCUCCGAGACGGAUCGGACGGGACCGGAUGGUCGGGAAACUUCCAGCGGCUCCGGGACGCGGCGGGCCAAAGUCCGGUUCGCCCAGGGCGCCGUGUUUAUGGCCGCCUGCUCCGCCGGGGACCGGGAGGAGGUGGCAGCGCUGCUCAGGCAGGGAGCUGACAUCAACCACGCCAACAUAGACGGACUGACAGCGCUUCAUCAGGCCUGUAUUGAUGAAAAUGCUGAGAUGGUGCAGUUUCUGGUGGAGAGCGGGAGCGAUGUUAACCGAGGGGACAACGAGGGCUGGACUCCGCUCCACGCCGCAGCUUCCUGUGGCUUCAUCCAGAUCUCCAAGUACCUGAUCGAGCACGGUGCACAUGUUGGAGCAGUGAACAGUGAAGGUCAGCUCCCUCUGGACGUGGCCACUGAGGACGCCAUGGAGAGACUCCUCAAGGGGGAAAUCAAGAAACAAGGCAUUGACGUGGACAAGGCUCGUAAGGAGGAGGAGAGGAUCAUGCUCCAGGAUGCCAUGGCGGUUUUGGCAGGGAGUGGCACUCUCACACCUCACCCAAACACCAAGGCAACCGCUCUGCAUGUCGCUGCUGCCAAGGGCUACAUUGAAGUCCUGAAGGUGCUGUUGCAGUGCGGGAUAGAUGUGGACAGUAGGGACAUUGACGGGUGGACAGCCCUGCACGCAGCAGCUCACUGGGGGCAGGAGGAGGUGUGCACCCUGCUGGCUGACCACAUGUGCGAUAUGAGUGCCGUCAACAAUGUGGGCCAAACCCCUCUGGAUGUCGCUGAUGAGAACCUAGUAGACACUCUGGAAGAGCUACAGAAGAAACAAAACGCUUUACGAACUGAGAAGGAGAAACAGGCUCCUGUUAUUGAGACCAACCCGCAAAUCUCCAUGGUACCAGUCCGCACACGCAGGACCUCUAUUUCUCGUAUGAGCAGCAAGGAGAAGAUCUGCCUGCAUGAGCGGGAGAAGCACCCCCCUCCAGCUCUGCAGAGCAGCCCGGCUGAGGAAGAGGAGGAGGAAGGCCAGACGGGCCAGAGCCAGUCCCAGACUCAGGCUAAGGCGUCCAGCAGCUCCAGCUCAGAGGAGGAGAGUGAGUCUGAGAGCGACGCAGAGUCAGAGAAAGCUAAAAACCGAGAGAUCAUUAACAACUUGAACAACAAACGCAACACCACCGCCCUCCUUGCUACCUCCAUGUCAGCCAGUACUGCAGCAAACCAAGUGAAGAAGCAGGAACCAAGCAAGCCAGCGGUCACCGAGGCCCCUGGCUCCUGGAGGACAUCUCUGCGGAAAGCGGGCAGCUCGGUGACUCUGGGUUCGGCUGGGGUGUGUGACUCAAGCCAGGACUCCAUUAGACCUGCAGAGUCUGUUCUGGGCAUGCCCCGCUCUGCCUCUAGCCCCCGCCUCAGCUCCGAGGCCGACAGCAAGGAGCCAAGGCUUGCUCGGGUCCCGCCUACUCCGACACGUCGACUUUUCAGUAUUUCGGACAGCAACCCUGACAACUCCAACAGCUGGCUAAGCCGUAGCUCUUCUUACACCCGGCGCCUUUAUAGUCAGUCAGGGAGUGAUCUCACUAGCUCCAACCCCGCUUUGCCUCGCAGCUCAUCUUAUGGAAGGAGACUGGAUGACCCCACGGUGACCUCAGCUAGCACAGGAACAGGCUUUGCUGGACUCAGUCGCCUCAAUAAUCUAGUGACCCAGAGACUCGCUCAGGAACAGACGGAGAAGAAGGACCAGCCCGCCGUCACCACCUUCACCUCUGGGAUCACGACCGCAGGCGAGUCGGAGACGAAGCAGAGGCGCAAAUCCUAUCUGACACCAGUGCGGGAUGAGGAGGCAGAGGCGCAGAGGAAGGCUCGCUCCAGACAUGCCCGGCAGUCCCGCCGCUCCACUCAGGGGGUCACACUAACAGACCUGCAGGAGGCAGAGAAAACCAUGAAAACGGACAACAAAGGGAGGGAGAAGAAGGAGGAGGAAGAGAAGGAAAAAGAAAAGGAGGUGAAGCAGAGGAAGGGAGAGGAAGGGGAAGUGAGCUGGAGGUCUCGCAUUGCCAGCCUGCAGAAGUCGGACCUGCUGGGUCUCACGCAGCCGGCAGGCACUCCUCGGCCACACAGCUCCGACAGGAGAGAUGCUGAGGCCAACACAGGGGAGAGUGAGACGGAGCGGUGGGCCAGGGAGAGCAGGGAGAGGAGACGAGCUCGGGCCAGGAGGAAGGCGCUGAGGGCCGGGGAGAGUGAUGACAAUGAUCCCAGUGGAGAGGAGGAGUUCGCAGGCAGUGGACUGGAUCCGCAGACCGACCGACACUUGAGUUCCAGGUCUGACAUAUCCUGUAACGACUGUAUUCAGGGAGGAGGCUCUGAGACCAAGGAUUACAAGAAGCUGUUUGAGGAAGUGUCCAGAGAGAACAGCCAGCUCCAGUCGCAGCUGCAGGACACCCAGAGGAUUGUCAGCCAGACCAGACUGGACCUGGAAAAGGCAACACAGAGACAGGAGCGCUUCAGUGAUUGUUCGGCCCUGCUGGAGCUGGAGAAAAAGGAGCGGAGGAUGUUGGAGCGGCGUAUGGCAGAGCUGGAGGAGGAGCUAAAGGUUCUGGGUGACCUGAGAGCGGACAACCAGCGCCUUAAAGAUGAAAAUGGAGCACUGAUCCGUGUCAUCAGCAAGCUCUCCAAAUAGAUGGGGGGAGAGAGAGAGAGACGUGAGAAGUUAGCAGGGAACCCCCCCUCCCUCCAUCCCUUCCCACACUCCUCUCAGUGCCAAAGAGUGAGAGCCGAGGAGGGGGGCAGAGAAGCAACAGAAUGUCCUACGUAAAUGAGCACCGUAACUUGACUUGGAUUGUGAUGCCUCUUUAUAGUCCUGAACAGUUGGGAGUGGAUUUUGUGUGCCUUUUUUUUUUUUAAUGUGCGUUUCUCCAGGAAGACCUAUGGCAUGAAGGCCUGUGGCUCUUGGUCAGAGGCUCCCACAGCAGCUACAUGAGACUUGACAACGGCCAAAAUGUCCAUGGCUUGUGCAACACAGAAAAAAAAAAACACACUAUCUACCACUGAGCAUCAGGGAACUCUAAUAUGCACACACAUUCCUAUGCGUGCAUCACAAACAUCCUCGAUGCACAUUCCACAAGCACCCGAGGAAACUUGGCCCUUAUAGCUCCCACUUCGUAUUUAAUUUUUUUGUGAACACAGUCACACAGCAUAUUCAUGAGUUGACCCCACAAUUUACUAAUAAUCCUAGCCCUGUUCUAAUGUAUCCACAAAAGGCACUAAACAUUUUGAUGUAGUUUACUUGAGCAACACAAGCUCCACAGUUUUCUGGGCUGAAAACUCAUUUCAGGCUCCUAUUUUUUUUUUACAUUCAACAGUGUCCUGAUUAAAGGGGAAGUCCGUGAAGCUCUGUUGGGUAGCUUCAUUCCACAUGCAAGUGUUUGAACCCACCUACCUCUCCACCUAUGCACUUCCCCACAUAAAUAUAUAUAUUUUUUUGUGACCACAGAUACACUCCAUGCUCUUAAAUGACCACAGAUCCAGGUCAGCCGACCACAGCACUUUACUAUCUACAAAGCAAUAACAGCUCUGUGAGGCUUUGCCCAUUCUCCAGAUAAAUAAUUUUGUUCAGGGCAGCACCUUCUCACUACAACCUGUGAUGAAGCAAGUAGAGGGAGAAGUCGUGUUACCCGUAGCUGAAGGUCAUCGGUCAUUGCACAAUAUAGAAAUUGCUGUUCUGUAAAAGCCUAUUAUGCUAUGCAUUGUUUUAAUUACCAUUGAUAAAAGAUAUUUUCAUAGUUUUUUCCAUUGUCAAUUCCUCUCUUUUGCAAGGGAGCAUGGUUAUGUAUAUUGUAUGUGUAUAAAUAUUAGUCUUGAAUAAUAACCUUUUAAAAUAAAGUCUCAUGUAGCCUUAUCCCUUCACAUGUUGUUGUUUUUUUAAUAUAUUAAAUGGAUGCCUGCACCCUAAUAAAGAAAGUGUUUGUA
Messenger RNA from Myripristis murdjan (pinecone soldierfish), 4031 nucleotides. RefSeq names its product protein phosphatase 1 regulatory subunit 12A. The transcript is spliced from 25 exons. Gene Ontology annotation, cellular component: cytoplasm. Gene Ontology annotation, biological process: signal transduction. The coding region runs from base 1 to 2742 and encodes 913 amino acids. Gene Ontology annotation, molecular function: phosphatase regulator activity; enzyme inhibitor activity; protein kinase binding. The record is from RefSeq and is a predicted model, not a curated record. Lineage: Eukaryota; Metazoa; Chordata; Actinopteri; Holocentriformes; Holocentridae.